AAAUGACGUGGUAGUGGAGCCCGUUUUUCUCCACUUGUCAGCGGCGAAGAUGCGCGCAAAACCGCGCCAAAUUUAGACUCCCAGCAGCGCGUUUAAGCGGCCGGCGGCCCCAAUUAUCAGCCUGCUCGUAUUUCACCAUGUCAGACCCGUCCUCAUCACCUCCGCCCGGACAGAAGCCCGCUCUGAAGUCCACGCAGAGCCGGUUUCAGGUGGACCCGGUCGCAGAGGCAGCGGCAGCGGCUGCGGCUGCAAGCGGAGCUCCCAGAACUCCUCCAAGAGCGAGGUCCUCAUCAGCAGGCAGGACGUCCGAGGGGACUGCCGGUGGCGAGGAGGCCAAAGGUCGAUUCCGGGUGGUGAACUUUCUGGACCCCUCAGGAGGUCCGGCUGACGGAGGGUCUGACGCAGCUUUCAAUGGGGACACGGUGAGGAGCGAGGCCAGCCUGCACUCGUCCACAGGGGGGCUCAGCCACUUCUCCGACACCCACUCCAGCACCUACUACCUGCGCACCUUUGGCCACAACACCAUCGAUGCCGUCCCCAACAUUGAUUUCUACCGGCAGACGGAGGCGCCUCUGGGGGAGAAGCUCAUCCGGCCGUCGCUGUCCGAACUUCAUGAUGAGCUGGACAAAGAACCCUUUGAUGAUGGUAUUGCAAAUGGGGAGGAGCCAGCUGCUGCAGAAGAAGCUGCAGCAAAAGUUGUGCCUGAGUCCAAAGGGGGCACGGUGAAGUUCGGCUGGAUAAAGGGUGUCCUGGUACGAUGUAUGCUGAACAUCUGGGGAGUGAUGCUUUUCAUUCGUAUGUCAUGGAUUGUUGGCCAAGCAGGCAUUGCUCUGUCAUGUGCUAUCAUUCUAAUGGCUGUUUUGGUGACCACUAUUACUGGUCUCUCCACCUCGGCAAUAGCCACCAACGGCUUUGUAAGAGGAGGUGGAGCGUACUACCUGAUAUCUAGGAGUUUGGGUCCAGAGUUUGGUGGUUCUAUCGGCCUCAUUUUUGCCUUUGCUAAUGCCGUUGCUGUCGCCAUGUAUGUUGUGGGUUUUGCUGAAACUGUGGUCGAGCUCCUCGAUAGUGUAGAUGCUCUCAUGACCGAUGAGAUAAAUGACAUCCGGAUAGUUGGCACCCUCACCAUCAUCUUGCUCCUUGGCAUAUCUGUGGCAGGAAUGGAGUGGGAGGCUAAGGCUCAGAUUGUAUUGUUGGUCAUUCUUCUGGCAGCAAUCUUUAACUAUUUCAUCGGAUCAUUCAUCCCCAUGAAAUCAAAGGAAUCUAUGGGCUUCUUCGGUUAUAAUGUUGCAAUCAUGAUGGAGAACAUGGGCCCAGACUUCAGGGAUGAAGAAACGUUUUUCUCCGUCUUUGCCAUCUUCUUCCCAGCUGCAACAGGCAUUUUAGCAGGAGCCAAUAUCUCAGGGGACCUAUCAGAUCCACAGCUUGCCAUUCCUAAAGGAACCCUUCUGGCUAUUCUCAUUACUGGAAUUGUUUAUAUCGCAGUUGCUGUCUCUAAUGGCUCUUGCAUUCUGCGAGAUGCUACGGGUGAUGAUAAUGACACCAUCAUAGGCUCUCUGGAGAACUGCACAGAUGCAGCCUGUACUCUUGGCUAUGAUUUUUCCAUUUGCAAGGAGGGCGGCUGCAAGUAUGGACUACAAAAUGAUUUUCAGGUCAUGAGCUUGGUGUCUGCAUUUGGACCACUUAUCACUGCUGGAAUCUUCUCUGCUACUCUUUCAUCAGCUCUUGCUUCUUUGGUCAGCGCUCCCAAAGUGUUUCAGGCGCUGUGUAAGGAUAACAUCUACCCUGGCUUACGGAUUUUUGCGAAGGGAUACGGGAAGAACAAUGAACCUCUGCGUGGCUACGUCCUAACCUUUUUCAUUGGCCUGGCUUUCAUUCUAAUCGCUGAGCUAAAUAUUAUUGCUCCCAUCAUUUCCAACUUCUUCCUGGCCUCUUAUGCCUUGAUCAAUUUCUCCGUAUUCCAUGCGUCACUGGCCAACUCCCCUGGGUGGCGUCCGAGUUUUAAAUACUACAAUAAGUGGGUGUCUUUGGCUGGGGCUGUGCUGUGCUGUGUGGUUAUGUUUGUAAUCAACUGGUGGGCUGCCCUGCUUACCAAUGUGAUUGUUCUGGCACUCUACAUAUAUGUCAGCUACAAGAAACCAGAUGUCAACUGGGGAUCGUCCACGCAAGCUUUGAUGUACAACCAGGCCCUGUCACACUGUUUGCAUCUUACUGGAGUUGAAGACCACAUUAAGAACUUCAGACCACAGUGCCUCGUUAUGAUUGGCUACCCCAAUGCAAGACCAGCACUACUUCAUCUAGUGCAUGCUUUCACCAAAAAUGUGGGUCUGAUGAUCUGUGGCCAUGUUCGCAUGGGUUCCCGAAGACCAAACCAUAAGGAGAUGAUGAAUGACCAAGUCCGCUACCAACGCUGGCUUCUUAAGAAACAGAUCAAGGCUUUCUACACUCCUGUGUUUGCUGAGGACCUCAGACAAGGAGCCCAGUAUCUACUACAAGCUGCUGGUUUGGGUCGCCUAAAGCCAAACACUUUGGUAUUUGGCUUUAAAAACAACUGGCAAGACAGUGAAAUGAGAGAUGUGGAAACAUACAUCAACACAAUUCAUGAUGCAUUUGACCUACAGCAUGGUGUUGUUAUCAUAAGACUGAAGGAGGGUCUAGACAUCUCCCAUAUUCAAGGCCAAGAUGAAUUUCUGUCAUCCUAUGAGAAGGCUCCAGGGAUGAAGGAACUGUUGGUGGCUAUCAACAUCGGAAAAGACACUGACAACGAUUCUUUAAAACCAUCCUCGAAGACCACCAGUGGUCAGAGUAGUCCACUCAUUAUCAGAGACACAAAGAGUCCUUCUGUGCAGCUUAGCACUGCAGAUGAGAAGCUGCUGGCAGCCAGUCAGCAAUUCAAGAAGAAACAGUGCAAGGGCACCAUUGAUGUUUGGUGGCUGUUUGAUGAUGGAGGACUGACGCUGCUGAUACCAUAUUUGCUAACCAACAAGAAAAAAUGGAAGGACUGCAAGAUCCGUGUAUUUAUUGGUGGAAAGAUAAACAGGAUUGAUCAUGAUCGCAGAGCAAUGGCUGCAUUACUGAGCAAGUUCAGAAUCGACUUCUCCGACAUCAAUGUUUUAGGAGAUAUCAACAUAAAGCCAAAGAAACAUAAUAAGGAAAAGUUUGAGGAGAUGAUAGAGCCAUACAGACUAAGGGAGGAGGAUAUGGAGCAGGAGGCUGCUGAGAGACUGAAGGCUGAAGAGCCUUGGAGGAUUACUGAUAACGAACUAGAAUUGUACAAGGCCAAGACAAACCGUCAAAUCAGACUGAAUGAACUGCUGAAGGAACACUCAAGCACAGCAAACCUCAUUGUCAUGAGCAUGCCACUUGCCAGGAAGGGAACAGUGUCCAGCGCCCUCUAUAUGUGCUGGCUGGAAACUUUAUCUAAAGAUCUUCCACCAAUUCUGCUUGUAAGAGGAAACCACCAGAGCGUCCUAACAUUCUACUCAUAAAACCCAUGCAAAGGCAUCGCGGAAGUACAAAGACAGUACACUGUAACAAUCAGUAUGGCUGUGUGGUGAUUAUAUCUUGCGUGUUGCCAAAUCUUCAUGUAUUUCUUCACAUAGAAAAUGUGAAGCCAGUCUAACAUGCUAGCAGAUCUACUUAAGUGUUUAUGUCUCAUAAGGGUUUUUUGUAUAUAAGGCCAUUAAAAUAAGACUGGAAAGUAGCCUGUUCUGAAAUAUAUUUAGUAUCAGGACUGACACUGAAAAUUAUAUCACAAAAUGCUUGUAAUAUUGACACUGAUACCAUUUCAAACAGAUUAUUCUAUUCCGUUACUAUUCCCUCUGUCUGAAAGCUGAUUAGAAAAGGGGUUUGCAUGCAUGUAAUCUAUUAUUUUUAUCUGGUUAGAGCUUCUUCACACCACCUGCUCUUGCUACACAUGUUGCAACAUUAACAGUGCUCAAACUGUUCCAGUGAGCUGUAGCUCAGAACAUCUCUGUGCUUUCAGUUACCAGCUUUUACAAUGCCAUCUCUCCGUAUGCUGUCAGUUAUAAUGGAUUUAUCAAGUGCAGAGUACUAACAAUACAUAUUCAAGAUGGGUCCUGUGGCAUUACAGAGAAAAGCACUGCUGAAAGGAUGUUUUACUUAUCUGCAACACUGAGCUGAUUAAAUAAAUGAAUUUUAACAAUG
Pygocentrus nattereri (red-bellied piranha) is the source of this 4164-nucleotide messenger RNA. Its product is annotated as solute carrier family 12 member 2-like. Lineage: Eukaryota; Metazoa; Chordata; Actinopteri; Characiformes; Serrasalmidae. The record is from RefSeq and is a predicted model, not a curated record. Gene Ontology annotation, biological process: potassium ion import across plasma membrane; chloride ion homeostasis; sodium ion homeostasis. Gene Ontology annotation, cellular component: membrane. Gene Ontology annotation, molecular function: ammonium channel activity; sodium:potassium:chloride symporter activity. Bases 138 to 3485 code for a protein of 1115 amino acids. The transcript has 26 exons.